Messenger RNA from Crotalus tigris (Tiger rattlesnake), 1000 nucleotides. RefSeq names its product phospholipase A2 inhibitor and Ly6/PLAUR domain-containing protein-like. The coding region runs from base 97 to 738 and encodes 213 amino acids. The transcript is spliced from 5 exons. Lineage: Eukaryota; Metazoa; Chordata; Lepidosauria; Squamata; Viperidae. The record is from RefSeq and is a predicted model, not a curated record.
UUUGGGAGUAUCUUCCACCUCCUCCAGCUAAUUCUUCAAAAACAUUUCCCCAAUUGCAAAGCUAAGCCAUAGGUGACUGAGUUGAGUUCUACCAACAUGAGGGCUGCUGGAAUUCUUGUGUUCUGUCUCUUCUCUUCAAUCUUAUCAACAGUGACUUCUCUGAGGUGUCAGACAUGUGUUGCUCCUAUAAAUGAAUGUGAAGGAGAAGAUGUGAAGGUGGAGGAAUGCAAAGAAGAUGAAGAAUUUUGUUCUACUGUAGUUUUUAAUAGUACUAUAACCAAGCAUCCGAUGAAUUUCGUUAUCAAGGAAUGCAGAAAACGUGAGCAGUGUCUCAGUGGCUCCUUCAGCACCACAGUAAUAGAUGGUAGAUUUGAAGUGUCAAAAACUAACUGUUGCCAGACUGAUGUCUGUAAUGCAGAACCGCUUCUGUUGGAAAAGUAUGAAGAGUUUCAACCAAAUUUGUUAAGGUGCCCAAGCUGCUAUGCCCAAGAUGUGGAUUCUUGUGAAGCCGAUCGGAAAGUGAGGUGUGUCGGCAAACAGGAUGAGUGUAUUACCCUCACUGGUACCAUAUCUUAUGGAAAUUUCACUGAAAAGCAAACUUUCCAAGGAUGUACAACAAACAAUAUUUGUUCCUACCCUCUAGGAGAGUCACAGAUGGGCAAUGGGCUGUUUCAGGUCAAUGUCACCACCCUUAAAUGCAGAAAUGCUCAUCUUCCAGAUCCUGAUUAUAUGUGGUAGUUUGGGUAGAGCUGAACCUCCUUCACAAUUAUUGGAAGAUUUGUAAAAAAUGAGAAAAGUGGAGAUUUAAUGAUGAGAUAAGUGAAAAUUGGGAUCAAAGAUGCUUGAGUUUCCUCUCUGAGUCAGUGGUGGAAAGUUGGAAAUUUGGGACAAAAAAAUUGAAAUAUUAUGCUUUGAGACCAUAGCUCAAGAAAAUGUUGUGUGUUUUCAAUCUUCAAAGUUCACAGAAUCAUCAUAAAAAUAAAUUGAUAUGACAAAGGCA